Candidula unifasciata is the source of this 344-nucleotide messenger RNA. NCBI's taxonomy places the organism in Eukaryota, Metazoa, Mollusca, Gastropoda, Stylommatophora, Geomitridae. The record is from the annotation of a GenBank genome assembly.
AAAGGCAGGCGAUUGUGGACUGUCAUAAUAAGAUUCGCGGGCAGGUGGACGCUUGUUACAUGCCACCGCUGAAAUAUAGCAUGGAGAUGGAGGAGGAGGCUAAAAAAUGGCUGUCGACCUGUCAGUAUCAACACCAGGGACGUUAUUUUGGAGAAAACUUAAUUGGAGUUCAGAGUUGUGGAAUGUGGGCUAGGGAGAGGGGUCGUUACAAAGAGAGCCAAGCGAAUUGUGGUCGCUCCUGCCACUAUACCCAGAUGGUCGAAAGCACUACGACAGAAGUGGGCUGCGCCCUGAACAACUGUUCAAAUAUCUGGCUCGUCGCCUGCUAUUACUACCCACCGUAA